AUGCCGACAUUGGAAACGUAUAACGGAUACCACCUGUGGAACUAUAUCCCGUCACGGCCGGCUGCCAUUACGUUCAUCGCUGUCUUUGCCAUCCUGACGGCAGGCCACACAUGGAGGAUGCUCCGUCAUAGGAUGUGGUUCUGCAUCCCGUUCGUGGUUGGCGGUGCCUUCGAGGUCAUCGGAUAUACCCUCCGAGCUCUAGCCUACGAUAAGACGGGCGAACUCAUCCCCUACGUCCUCCAGUCGAGCUUCCUCCUCCUCGGGCCGGUCCUCUUCGCCGCUUCUCUGUACAUGACACUUAGCAGGGUCAUCCGUGCCGUGGACGGCGGGGCGCUCUCGCCGGUCCAGCUGCGCUGGCUGACACGCAUCUUCGUCGCCGGCGACGUGAUCAGCUUCAUCGUCCAAGCGAGCGGUGCGGCAAUGAAGUCACAGGUCAAAGACAUCAACCCGAACGUGGGCACGAACAUUGUCGUGGGCGGCCUAGUCUUCCAAGUCAUCAUCUUCGGCGUCUUUAUGGUGGUCGCGGCUGUGUUCAACAGGCGCUUCCGCAGCUCCGGCGGCUCGAGCCACGCUCGGAAUAUCCCAUGGCAGGCGGUCCUAAGCAUGCUGUACGCCACGUCGGCCAUGAUUAUGGCAAGGAACGUGUUCCGCGUGGUCGAGUACGCUAUGGGUAACGACGGGUACCUGUUGAGCGUGGAAUGGCCCGUGUACGUGUUUGACGCCGGGCUCAUGUCGUUGACUAUGGCGUGCUUCUUUUGGUGGUACCCCAGUCAGCUCAUGCCCGCGCUGGGAGGGCAGGCGGUGAAGAGCGAGGAAGGUACGUCGAGCAGCUCGGCCGAUAUAGAGUUGCUGAGGAAGUGA
Molecule: messenger RNA, 861 nt
Organism: Ilyonectria robusta
Lineage: Eukaryota; Fungi; Ascomycota; Sordariomycetes; Hypocreales; Nectriaceae
Product: RTA1 like protein-domain-containing protein
Exons: 2
Coding region: 1-861 (286 amino acids)
Cellular component (GO): membrane
Source: RefSeq, a predicted model, not a curated record